Messenger RNA from Branchiostoma floridae (Florida lancelet), 974 nucleotides. Its product is annotated as protein mono-ADP-ribosyltransferase PARP9-like. Lineage: Eukaryota; Metazoa; Chordata; Leptocardii; Amphioxiformes; Branchiostomatidae. The transcript has 3 exons. The record is from RefSeq and is a predicted model, not a curated record. Gene Ontology annotation, cellular component: cytoplasm; nucleus. Gene Ontology annotation, biological process: negative regulation of gene expression. Bases 366 to 974 code for a protein of 202 amino acids. Gene Ontology annotation, molecular function: transcription corepressor activity.
UGCCAAGUAGACCGACAUUUCCUAGUACAAAAAGUGUCCCAACAGGUAGGAGUAGCACAGGUUCAAGUUCUUCAAAAAGUAAACAAGGUAGACCACAAGGUGCUGUAGGGGGUCUUGGUAUUUCCUAUUCCACCACGAGCAAAAGAAAAGCCCACUCAGUCCAUAACUAUAAAGGAGUAAGAGUCAGUGUAGUGUACGGAGAUCUAACUGAAGAACGAGUUGAUGUAAUUGUAAGUUCAGUCAAUGGAGACUUGAAAAACCUCGGAGGUGUAGCAGGAGCUAUAUCGAGAGCCGGAGGUCCCAGCAUUCAAGAGGAUUGCGACAGGUACAAACAAAGACAUGGCCCUUUGAACACUACAGAAUGCAUGACGACAAGACCAGGAAGACUUCCAUGUGACCAUAUCAUCCAUACAGUAGGGCCAGUAUUUCAAAGCAGGCAUCCCUCCAGGACUGAAGAAGAACUAAAAGAAACCACUUUCAAAGUGCUGACAUCAGCUGCAGUGGAUCUAAAAGCCCAGUCCAUAGCUCUACCUGCCAUCAGUUCAGGAACGUUCCGUGUGCCCAAAGACAUGUGUGCAAGAGCAAUGCUAGCUGGCAUCAUGGCUUUUGCUGAGACUCAGCGAGAGAUUCUAAGCAGCCUUCGGGACAUCAGAAUCGUAGACAAUGACUUUUACACAGUGUUGGGAUUCUCAUCACAUAGUGAGAAACUUUUAGCUGAAUCAAGUGGCAGAGAUUCCACCAGAGGGUCGCGCCACAGGAGUUCAUCUAUGAGUCGAGCUGACAGAAAGAACAGAACUUCAGACUACGGUCCCAAACCUAGUUACACCUCAAACGUACCUGCAGCAAGUGGUACAAAUGCAUAUGGAUCAUCCUACGAUGACAGCUACCAGUCGCUCCCCAGUUUUCAUAACAGUGGAAAACAUUUCAGUGAUGAAAAAGACUGGGAUCAUGAAAACACAACAAGUCUACAGUGA